CCGCGUGUCGGUAACCAGGCAUUUGCGGAUUACAUUGAUGCCCAUGUUGCGAGUCAGGUUGAUGGUAUGAUGGGACUUAGCCGUCUUAACUACAGACAAGACCCUGUCCCUUUAAUCCCAUGCAGGGAUUGGGGGUUUCACCAUCCGAGCGGCGAGGUACAUGUUCAAGAAUCCGGGGAGUGGGACUCGUGCGCCGGU
Fomitiporia mediterranea MF3/22 is the source of this 198-nucleotide messenger RNA. RefSeq lists its product as uncharacterized. The annotation marks the transcript as partial. The record is from RefSeq and is a predicted model, not a curated record. The transcript has a single exon. Lineage: Eukaryota; Fungi; Basidiomycota; Agaricomycetes; Hymenochaetales; Hymenochaetaceae.